CAUGCGAGUAAAAACCCUCUGGUCACACCAUGCUCUGCUUUUCCGGGCUUCUGCCCAAAAAUAAUAUAUAAUAAUAAAACCGCUCCACAAAAGAGAAGGACGUUAAAGAAGCAACCGAGGAGCUGCACUGCCUUUUUCCCGCCGCAGAAGUGUCCAGACCAGAAGAUCCGUCCACAUCGUUUUAGCUGUGAGCUCUAGAAAUCCGAAAUGACGGAGAAGGUGACUAAACUGGCGCUGGCCAGUCGCCUUAUCGUCCUUCUGGUACAACUGGUCGCCAACGGAGCCUUGCCAGAGCAUAGGCCGGAUGUGUUCCGGAUGCCGGUCUCGGUGGAGCAGAAUUCCUCCUGGAUAGACAAGAUGGUUAAGCGCUGCUUGGGCGGAUUAAGGCACUGGGAUGGAGAAUACUUUCUGCAUAUAGCCGGGAACCUGUACAGCUACGAGAACACGUUGGCCUUCUAUCCACUGUAUCCGGUUGUCGUGCGUCACGUGGCACAGGCCGUGGAGGCACUCGGGAUCUCCUUAUCCCAGGAAUCUAUCCUGCUGGUGGUGGCUGUCGUCCUAAACCUCUGGCUCUUCUGCGAGUCGGCCAAUCUGCUGUUUCAGCUAACACAAGUAUUGUUCAACGACCUAAACAAGAGCUGGAAUGCGGCCUUGAUAUACUGCUUUAAUCCGGCAACAAUUUUCUUCACCGCCGCCUACUCAGAGUCCUUCUUCGCCUACUCCAGCCUUCAUUUGAUGCUGGAGUGCGUGAAGCCGACGGGUAGCUUCCGAUACCUGCGUUUAGGAAUCGCUUUAGCCGCCUGUUUAGUGUGCCGUUCAAAUGGAUUAAUCACCUUGGGAUACCCGCUCUACUUCUUCGCACGCCAACUGCUACUUAAGAACAAGGAGUCAAACUCCUGCUUGCAGCUGACACAAAUGACGCUCACAAUACUUGGAGCCAUUGGGAUUCUGCACACCUACUAUUUUUACAUAUACAGGCUUUACUGCCUGCCAUCCACAACUACGAACCACCCGCAGCAUGUUGUGGACUACGCAGAGGAGCGGAAGUACCUAUUAUCAGGUCAGGGCUCUGAAGGAUCUCCCUGGUGCCAGUACACGUUGCCGUUCCCCUACACUUACGUGCAAUCGCACUACUGGGAUGUAGGCUUUCUACGAUAUUACAAGUGGAAGCAGCUACCCAACUUUUUGCUGGCCCUGCCCAUGCUGAGUUUUAUGCACUGGCACUGCUACGAUUACAUACGGCACUUGGUCAAAGCGGUCUGGGCAAAACUAACGCCCUCUGGCUACAAGGAGCUGCUACGGGACCACACCACAUUCCCUUUCGUGCUGCACGCUGCGUUGCUCACCCUCGUCUGCACCGUUUACGUGCACAUCCAAGUGUCCACCCGCCUCUUGGCCUCGGCCACACCUGUUUUCUACUGGUUUGCCGCGGAUCACAUGCCCAAGACACUGGCCCAACUAAAGCUGCGUUCAAAGGCAGGAGCUCUCUUUGUAUGGUGCACCUCUUAUAGCUUGGUGGGCACGGUGCUGUUCAGUAACAAUUACCCAUGGACGUGAGCUCGAUAUAUUAUUAAAUUAGGAGGAGCAAAUGAACUCGCUGGUUGCCAAAGAGACUGUUCAUCCGCAUGGAUUUCUUUUUUAGUGUGUAAAUAAUCGUCCAAGUUCUCAAAAUUUAAUUGGUAAUGUUGAGGCGCUCAAAA
Drosophila yakuba is the source of this 1700-nucleotide messenger RNA. RefSeq names its product GPI mannosyltransferase 2 (gene PIG-V). The record is from RefSeq and is a predicted model, not a curated record. Gene Ontology annotation, molecular function: GPI mannosyltransferase activity; alpha-1,6-mannosyltransferase activity. The coding region runs from base 208 to 1557 and encodes 449 amino acids. Gene Ontology annotation, biological process: GPI anchor biosynthetic process. Lineage: Eukaryota; Metazoa; Arthropoda; Insecta; Diptera; Drosophilidae. The transcript has 2 exons. Gene Ontology annotation, cellular component: endoplasmic reticulum membrane; mannosyltransferase complex.